GGUAAAAUUGAAUGUCAGUUUGAAAUGUUGAGCAGUGCUGAAGCUGAAAGUAAUCCUGUUGGUUUAGGUCGUGAAGAACCUAAUGGACUGCCAAAACCAGAUCGACCAGAUGGUUCAUUCAUGAAAUUUCUUGGACCAUUGAAUACACUUCGAUAUUUAAUUAAAUAUCGUUUAAAAUGGAUAUUAAUUAAAAUUUUUGUUAUAUUUUUAGUUUGUUUAAUUGUUUUCUUAUUUCUUUAUAGUUUUCCUGGUGCUAUUGUUCAAAAAAUGGUUAAUGGUUAAUGGUUAAUAAAAAAAAUAAUAAAUUAUUAUUAUUUCUCUUUGUUUGUUUAGGGUAAUAUUUUAUUGAUUUUUUUAUUGAUUUCUGCUUUUCUUCUUCUACUUCUCCUUCUUCUUUGUGUCAUUGAGACUAAACC
Schistosoma turkestanicum is the source of this 416-nucleotide messenger RNA. The record is from the annotation of a GenBank genome assembly. Lineage: Eukaryota; Metazoa; Platyhelminthes; Trematoda; Strigeidida; Schistosomatidae.